Macroventuria anomochaeta is the source of this 1887-nucleotide messenger RNA. RefSeq names its product 4-aminobutyrate aminotransferase. Gene Ontology annotation, molecular function: pyridoxal phosphate binding. Gene Ontology annotation, cellular component: mitochondrion. The transcript is spliced from 2 exons. Gene Ontology annotation, biological process: GABA catabolic process. Bases 207 to 1748 code for a protein of 513 amino acids. The record is from RefSeq and is a predicted model, not a curated record. Lineage: Eukaryota; Fungi; Ascomycota; Dothideomycetes; Pleosporales; Didymellaceae.
ACGAUACCAAUAUCUCUGCUCGCACCGAUUCUUACCCCUGAAAGUGUUUUCUGGAUCAGCAACUUGCUUCAAAGCCGGAAAGUCGCAUUCCAUCGCGUAACAGGCCGGAGAGCUGUGGUCCACCCCGCAUUUGAGCUCCCGCUCAGCGCUUGAUAUAUCACUGUAAUACCCCGAGCAUAACCGUUCCCUCACACUCCAGCUUCACAAUGGCCUACCUGCUUCGCACAGCAGGCCGCGCGCGGUCGUCGAUCGUCCGCCCGACUGCACAGGCAGCUUCCAAGGUUGCGCCGGUUGCGCUGCGAAGGCAAUAUGCUUCCGCUGCUGCUGCCGCUGUCUCCUCGGACUCUGGCGAGCAGGCCUUCUUUCCCGAUGAGCCCAGCCAGCCCACCGUCAAGACGCAGAUCCCUGGCCCCAAGAGCAAGGCGGCCAUUGAGCGCCUGAGCAAGGUCACCGACACACGGAGCUUGAACAUGAUGGCCAACUACCAGCAGAGCUACGGCAACUACAUCGCUGAUCUCGAUGGCAACGUCCUCCUCGAUGUCUACGCCCAGAUUGCGUCGAUCCCCGUGGGCUACAACAAUGCCAACCUGAAGCUCGCAGCCACCUCCCCCGAAAUGGCCUCGGCCAUUAUCAACCGUCCCGCACUCGGUAACUUCCCCCAGCACGACUGGGCCGACAUCCUCGAGACCGGUAUCCUCUCUGUCGCGCCCAAGGGUCUCAACCAAGUCUUCACUGCCCAGGCUGGCUCGGAUGCUAACGAGCUCGCUUACAAGGCUGCUUUCAUGUGGAAGCGCCAGCAGGAGCGUGGAAGCCCCGACGCUGAGUUCUCCGAGCUGGACAUCAACUCCUCGAUGAACAACCAGGCCCCCGGUGCCCCUGACAUGUCCAUCAUGUCCUUCAAGAAGGGCUUUCACGGUCGUCUCUUCGGCAGUCUGUCCACCACCCGCUCCAAGCCCAUCCACAAGGUCGACAUCCCCGCCUUCGACUGGCCCCAGGCCCCCUUUCCCGCCCUUAAGUACCCCCUCGACCAAUUCGCCUCUGAAAACGCCGCCGAAGAGAAGCGCUGUCUCGAGGAGACCGAGCGCGUGAUCAAAGAAUUCCCCAAGCCCGUCGCCGCCGUUGUCGUUGAGCCCAUUCAGUCCGAGGGCGGCGACAACCACGCCUCGCCCGCCUUCUUCCAGGGCCUGCGCGAUAUCACAAAGCGCAACAACGUUCUCCUCAUCGUCGACGAAGUCCAAACCGGUGUCGGCGCAACCGGCAAGUUCUGGGCCCACGACCACUGGAACCUGCAGACACCGCCUGACAUGGUCACCUUCUCGAAGAAGGCCCAGACAGCGGGUUACUACUUCGGCAACGACGCCCUCCGACCCAACAAGCCUUACCGCCAGUUCAACACCUGGAUGGGCGACCCAGCGCGCGCUAUCCUGUUCCGCGCCAUCAUUCAGGAGAUCGAGCGUCUGGAUUUGGUCAACCACACCGCUGCCACCGGCGAUUAUUUGUACAGCGGUUUGCAGCGCUUGGCUGAGAGGUAUCCCAAGGAUAUCCAGAACCUGCGUGGAAAGGGUCAGGGAACUUUCAUUGCGUGGGACACACCAAGACGUGAUGAGAUCCUGAAGAACGCUAAGGCGCACGGUGUGAAUGUCGGUGGGAGCGGUAUAGACGCUGUCAGGUUGAGGCCGAUGUUGAUCUUCCAGAAGCACCACGCUGAUUUAUUGCUGGAGAGGCUGGAGGCUGUUCUGAAGCAGUAGGUGUUGUGAUUGAAUGAAGUAAUGGGCUACCUCGACUGCAUGUACGGAGUUUGGAGUUGGUUUGGAUAUGGAAGAUUUGUAUCUUGAAUUGCGAUAAAAGCAGUUUUGAUCAUGUAGCUUCUCAACAAUGAUUGAAAAC